Molecule: messenger RNA, 1581 nt
Organism: Astyanax mexicanus (Mexican tetra)
Lineage: Eukaryota; Metazoa; Chordata; Actinopteri; Characiformes; Acestrorhamphidae
Exons: 7
Coding region: 596-1537 (313 amino acids)
Source: RefSeq, a predicted model, not a curated record
UAAUGCUUUUGCUGCUGAAUGCAAUCAAAUCCUCACAGCAAUGCUCCAAAAUCUAGUAGAACUCCUUCCCUGACAGCAGAGUCACAUACUUUAACUCUUUUUUAAUUCCAAUACUUUUGUCUUUAUAAUAAAUGUAAAAAAAAAAAACUUGCGAUACAUGAUAAUAUACGUUAGUUAAUUAUACAAGCAAUAUAAACAUGUUGUAAAAACAUCUGGAUUUGUAGGUUAGCCCAUAUGGUGGAAAACACAGACACUAGACAUGCUCACUGGGAUGGUGUUUCCAACAGCAGACCCUGUCCAGCUGCAAUAGGUAUCAGAGCAAGUAAACACACGGGUUGCUAUUCAGCAGAAAUUCCAGGCCACGUGGCACACAGACGUGAUUUACUCCAACAUGGCAACCCAGUUGCUUGGGGCGAUCUGAUUGGCUCCCGCGCUUUUCAUGAGUUUAAAUCUUAAAAAAUUUACUCGGCUCCAGGUUGAUAGAGAACUGGAAGAUUUAUGUGAGAUAAAAAACACAACUGACAAGGAAACGACAUCUGUGUGCAGUUUUAGUUUCUGACUUGUGUACGAGGAGCAACACUGACUCAAACACAUCAUGGGCAAAAUAACUGUAAAACAGGAACGCAAAAAACGGGCAACCUCAGCGCAGAGCCUUUAUGAUCGACCUGAAGUCACCUGUGUUCCUGCGGAGGAGAAGGAGAACACUGAAGUUAGAGUGGUUCAACAUCAGUCUGUGGGAGGAAAUUUAACACCUCACUCUCCUGCCACUCUAAACUCAAACCUCUCAGCUUUCGGAGAAAGUCUCAUUUGUGCUCCAGCGUUCUGUAACAACAAAGUCGGAAGAGAUGUGAAUCUAUUUUUUCUUAAGGACAAUGUUCCAGUGACCCAGAGACCUGAGUGUGGAGUCAUUGAGAACAAAGCUGUAGUUCAGGAGGUGCCCUCUGACAGCGAUACUGUCUCAAAAACCAUUCUCAGGACUCCUAAAAAGCUAAAGAAAAACUCACAUACCAUUUUCAGACGAAAGAGAGGCAAAUGUACCAGACGUACCAGACUGGCUUUUGAUGAUGUCAAGGAUCUGCCAGACCUGCUCUCCAUUGAGGAGAGGAAGGACAUGAUCAUAGAUAUUGUUACUCCAUCAGAAGGACACAAACUGACCAGUGUUACUGGUGAGAUCACCGGGGCUCGAGUGACGGCAGACUACAACUGCUAUGAAUGUGGUGCUGCCAUCCGGCAUUUUAAGGCAAAAGCCUUUAGAGUCAAGUGUACUAAGUGCCAAAACAGCUGGAAGUGUGCCAAAGUCCAGUGCACAUGCAGGGCCGAAAUAACAAUUGAACUGUCCAGAGAUGAAAAGCAGACGGUGGUCUUGAAUGAUUCACUGUUGCGCUCGAUUAUGAGCUACAACACAGAGGGAUACUGUAACACGGACAAACUUGAGAAAAGGAUUCUAAAGAUGGAAAUCUUACAGGUGGACUUUGAGGACGGGGAACCAAAGAGGGUGCAAAAGAUUGCUUCAGAAUUAGGGCUGGGUACCGCAUAAAUUUUUUUCAAUACUGGUAACUUUUUGAUACUUUGGUUCGAUUA